Drosophila elegans is the source of this 1765-nucleotide messenger RNA. It is a transcript of the gene Cyp12b2, whose product is annotated as probable cytochrome P450 12b2, mitochondrial. Gene Ontology annotation, molecular function: heme binding; iron ion binding; oxidoreductase activity, acting on paired donors, with incorporation or reduction of molecular oxygen. The record is from RefSeq and is a predicted model, not a curated record. Bases 110 to 1720 code for a protein of 536 amino acids. NCBI's taxonomy places the organism in Eukaryota, Metazoa, Arthropoda, Insecta, Diptera, Drosophilidae. The transcript is spliced from 6 exons.
GCCUGUCAAGCUUCGGUUUAUUUCCAUUCGAUUCUAAUUAUAAAAGCUGUUCUAGUAUAUAAGUAAUAUAUUCAAAUUUGAACAACUUUUUAUUUUCAUUAUAAUAAAUAUGUGGAAAUAUUAUACAAAAAUUAUUCAACGACAAAGUCCAGGCGGUCAGCUGUGUUUUGUUAGGGAUUUAUCAGUGUGUGAAAAACUCAAUCAGCAGACCCAGUUGGAAUUUGUGGGGACUGCUCGCAUCGAUGAGAAAUGGCAACAGGCCAGGCCCUAUGGAGAUAUGCCAGGUCCCAGCUCCCUGCGAAUGCUAUCAUAUUUUCUUCCAGGAGGCGCCCUUCGCAACACAAACUUGAUUCAGAUGAACCGCCGCAUGAGAGAGAUGUAUGGGGAUAUAUACUGUAUACCUGGAAUGAUGGGCAAACCGAACGUAGUCUUCACCUACAAUCCGGAGGACUUUGAGGUGACCUAUCGCAAUGAGGGUGUUUGGCCCAUACGUAUAGGAUUGGAGAGCUUUGAUUACUAUCGCAAGGUUCAUCGACCUGAUGUCUUUAAAGGAGUUGGUGGCCUGGUAUCUGACCAAGGCCAGGCCUGGGGUGAUUUUCGUAGCAAGGUAAAUCCGGUUUUAAUGAAGGUCCAGAAUGUACGGCAAAAUCUUCAGCAACUGGACCAGAUAUCAAAGGAGUUUAUAGACAAAUUGGAAACUCAAAGGGAUCCAAAGACCCACACCCUGCGUGCAGACUUUCAUAAUGAGCUCAAGAUGUGGGCCUUUGAAUCCAUUAGCUUUGUGGCAUUAAAUACGCGAAUGGGAUUACUAACUGAUCAGCCAGAUCCGAAUGCUGAUCGGCUGGCCAAGCACAUGGGUGACUUCUUCAACUACAGCUUCAAGUACGAUGUACAGCCCUCAAUUUGGCCAUUUUACAAAACCCCUGGUUUUAAGAAGUUCCUCAAAACAUACGACGACAUUACCGAGAUUACGACCAAUUAUAUAGAGACAGCCACGAAACGCUUUGAGAGCAAUGAAGAUCGUAAGACCAAGUGCGUUUUGGAGCAGCUGUUGGCACUGAACAAACAGGUGGCUGUGGCAAUGGUUAUGGACAUGCUAAUGGCUGGAAUCGAUACGACAUCUUCUGCUUUUCUAACGAUACUGUAUCACCUGGCACGCAAUCCCGCAAAGCAAGAGAAACUGCGAGGGGAACUACUUCGUAUUUUGCCUGAAUCCAAGGGCUUCUUGACGGAUGAAAGUACGAAAAACAUGCCUUAUUUGCGAGCCUGCAUAAAGGAGGGCCUGCGCAUCACCUCUAUAACACCCGGAAACUUUCGCAUUACCACUAAGGACCUUGUGCUGUCGGGAUAUCAGGUGCCCCGUGGCACUGGUGUUCUGAUGGGCGUCCUGGAGCUAUCCAACAGCGAUGAGUACUUUGCCCAGAGUGCUGAUUUCAUGCCAGAACGUUGGCUUAAGUCCGACUUAGCACCUGACAUUCGGGCGUGUCCAGAGGCUCGAUCGCGUAAUCCCUUCGUAUACCUACCUUUUGGUUUUGGACCACGCACCUGUAUUGGCAAGAGGAUCGCGGAAUUGGAGAUCGAGACGCUACUAGUGCGACUUUUGCGGAACUACAAGGUUAGCUGGCUGCCCGAAACUCCGCUGCAAUAUGAGAGUACAAUCAUCCUGGCCCCCUGCGGUGAUAUUCGCUUCAAACUGGAGCCAGUCGGUGUUUCAAUGUGAUAUCUUUCCUAGCCUCAAGUACAGACUUCCGGUUAAGUUCAGAGA